Messenger RNA from Arabidopsis thaliana (thale cress), 2341 nucleotides. Its product is annotated as F-box/RNI-like superfamily protein. The coding region runs from base 268 to 2124 and encodes 618 amino acids. The transcript has 6 exons. Lineage: Eukaryota; Viridiplantae; Streptophyta; Magnoliopsida; Brassicales; Brassicaceae. The record is from RefSeq and is marked reviewed.
GUAGUGGACUAGUGGUGUCCGCUUUCAAUGCAAAAUCCUCAAUUUGGUUUCGGCUUCUCCGAUGCAUUAGCAUGUCUUCUCGAACUGAAAGUCUGGGACUUUCCCCUCUACCUUCCGCUAAAUGUUUGCGUUGACUUCAUAUCUUUGCGUCUACGGCCAUAUGAACUAGCGAUUAAGCAAUCUAUUCUCGCUCUCUCUCUUCCCACUGGACGCAUUCACUGAAAUCCCCAACAUUUGGAUACUAGAUUAAGCGUUUGUAACGAGAAGAUGGAUCGUGUCAGCAAUCUACCAGAGGAGGUUCGUUGUCAUAUCUUGUCCUUCCUUCCCACCAAGCACGCUGCUUUGACUUCGGUUCUCUCCAAGAGCUGGCUCAAUCUGUGGAAAUUUGAAACUAAUCUUGACAUUGAUGACUCUGAUUUUCUUCAUCCGGAAGAGGGCAAAGCGGAAAGGGAUGAAAUUCGACAGAGCUUCGUGGAAUUCGUGGACGGAGUACUGGCUUUGCAGGGUGAUUCUCCCAUUGAGAAAUUCUCCCUCAAGUGUAUAACUGGUAUUCAUCCAGAUCAUGUGAAUCGUUGGAUAUGUAAUGUGCUGCAGCGUGGUGUUUCGGAUCUUUAUCUUUUCACUGAUUUUUCUGAUGAGGAUACCGAAGAGGAUGGUGGUUAUAGGCUACCUCAAGAGAUGUUCGUCAGUAGAACACUGGUUAAGCUGAAAUUAAGAAGUGAACACUGUGUUAAUUGGUGGCAUUGGGAUAUUGGCGCUUCCUUACCAAAUCUUAAAAGUCUUAAUAUUGACUCGGACUUGAUUUUCUUUGGUGAGAUGGAGAAAUUUCUUUCUUCUUUCCCUGUGCUUGAGGAAGUACACAUGGCUAAUAUGGAGUGGAGAGAAUUAGAUGAAACCAUGUCAAGUGCAAGCCUCACGAAGCUAAGUAUCCACGGCACCGGUGUUGAAGAGUUUGAACAUCCAAAGAGCAUUUCUAUUGAUACUCCAAAUCUGCUUUACUUAAACUAUUCUGAUUUAGUUGCGGAGGAUUAUCCAUUAGAUGAUGAGGGUGAUGUUGUUCUCCAAUUUUGCAAUGUGGUGAAGCUCAUUAACGGCAUACAAAAUAUUCAGACACUUUACUUAACUGAAGAUACUCUUGAGGUUCUUACUAUGUGCUGUGAAUCAAUGCCUGUGUUCAACAACCUCAAAACCUUAGGACUUAAAAGUGAUGAGGGUCGCGGUUGGCAGGCAGUGCCAGCUCUUCUGAGAAACUGUCCACAUCUAGAAUUUCUAAUCAUUGAGGGUCUCUUACACUCUGUGACAGAUAAAUGCGGGGAUGCUUGUGACUGCAUUUCGCGGGAAGACAAAGGUCGUUCGCUCAUAUCUUGUCCAGUGAAGAAGUUAGAGGUUAGAGGGUUUCGUGGAACAAUUCGAGAGAAAGAGAUGAUAAGGCAUUUCUUGGAGUAUUUCCCGUGUUUGGAUGAGAUGGAGAUAGAUGCCGAAGAGAAUGAUUCUACAAACUUUGAAGUGCCUAGAAUUUUAAAAGUUGUCGCGUAUAGGCUCCACGAUGUGGUCUCGACAGAGAUAGUUGGACAUUGGCAGAGUUCGGCACAAUCUGGGGGUUGGUCCCAGACCCAGAUGGAUGAGAUGUACUAUGAGUUGGCUCCCCGCAAUAAAGAGCGUAUCUACGAUAUGUUCUUCUUCAUGCGUAGAGCUUCUUCCACGGUACCUCCUCCUCCGCCACAAGAGAUGUCUCAAGACUACCUUCAGAUGCAACUUGAAGUUGCGGAUCUUAAGGAGAGGCAACGAGACCAGGAAGCCAAGCUUGCGGAUCUUAAGGAGAGGCUACGGGCUAUGUUAGAUAUGAUUGUUGACCAGAACCCAAUUAUAGCCUCAGCGUUGAGGGCUAGAGAGGCAACUAACUCAGAGCGAGAAAAGGCGUCGAGUGGUCAGGAGAUGACCGAGAAGGAGCGGGACUAUGAUGCUCUGUUCGAUAUCAUUGUCGAGCAGAACCCAAUGCUAGCAUCGGCAGUUAGAGCUCUGCGUGCAACCGACUCAGAGCGUGCUGAGACAUCCAGUAAUCAGGAGAUGACCGAGCUCGGCCAAGCUACGGCAACAUAUUUUCCCCCACGAGAAGGAGAAUAGAUCUGUGAUUGUUUUCUUAAUGCUUUCCAAUUUGGUUCGGUUUGUGUUUAUUUAGUUGGAAUUCCAGUUCAAAAUCCUGAAGCGAAGCAGCUUGUAAAUUUGGAUCUUCAUAUCUUCCCUACUCUCUCGACGUUGCAUCUGUACACGGUAGGUGCGGAAGCUAACUGUUCUCUUCUGUCUCUGCUGAUUUUAUACUCCUUUGAAGGUAUCUUAUAUC